Messenger RNA from Closterium sp. NIES-65, 2763 nucleotides. NCBI's taxonomy places the organism in Eukaryota, Viridiplantae, Streptophyta, Zygnematophyceae, Desmidiales, Closteriaceae. The record is from the annotation of a GenBank genome assembly.
AUGGCAAACAGCAGUCCGGAACCUCACCUACUUAGAGUUUGCAACACGUGGUUGACUAAUGGCCGAGCAGCAGCAGAAGCGACUAUUCUAGUAACUGGAGGAGCAGGGUACAUCGGUAGCCAUACAUGCGUCCAGCUGCUGCAUGAGGGCUACAGAGUGGUUGUGGUCGACAACCUGGACAAUUCAUCGGAGCAAGCCGUGAAGAGAGUGGCGGAGCUCGCAGGCGAGAAUGGCAGGAACUUGCAAUUCUUCAAGGUUGACUUACUUGACAAGGAGACACUUGAAGAGCUCUUCAAUCAAAUUCAUUUCGACGCGGUGAUCCACUUCGCGGGGCUGAAGGCCGUUGGAGAGAGCGUCAAGUUCCCGCUCAAGUACUACCAGAACAACGUCACCGGCACGCUCAACCUGCUGGAAGUCAUGAGCGACCACGGCUGUAAGAAGAUCGUGUUCUCUUCGUCAGCCACGGUGUACGGCCAGCCGAAGCAGGUCCCGUGCACGGAGAACGACGAGCUGCAGACGCUGAACCCGUACGGCCGAUCCAAGCUGUACAUCGAGCGCGUGCUGGAGGACGUGUACGCCUCGGAUGCCACGUGGAGCAUCGUGCUGCUGCGCUACUUCAACCCCGUGGGCGCGCACCCCAGCGGGCGCAUCGGGGAGGACCCGCGCGGCAUCCCCAAUAAUCUGAUGCCGUUCAUCCAGCAGGUGGCGGUCGGGCGACGGACGCAUCUCUCGGUGUUUGGGAGCGACUAUCCCACACGUGAUGGAACCGGGGUGCGGGACUACAUCCACGUCAUGGACCUUGCUGCAGGCCACGCAGCAGCACUGAGGCGAAUAUUCAUGUGCCAGGCUGGAGGUUGUGACGUGUACAACCUGGGCACAGGCAAGGGCACCACAGUGCUGGAGAUGGUGGCUGGAUUCGAGAGGGCAUGUGGCCAGAAACUUCCCGUGAAGUUGUGUCCUAGACGGCCAGGAGACUGUUCUGAGGUCUUUGCAUCCACAGACAAGGCACAACAAGACCUUGACUGGAGCGCUACACGCACUGUAGAGGACAUGUGCCGCGACCAGUGGAACUGGGCGCGGCAAAACCCAAUGGGGUAUGCAGCAGACGAAGAUAGUGAGGAGGGGGAGGAGAGUGGAGCAGGAAGGGAUGCACUUCUUAGGCUGCGCUUGAGUUCUUCUGCUUGGCGGCUUAUGUCAGCAACGAUGGUGGGAACCGUGCGCUAUGUCCUGCUUCUAGCCCUAGUCUCGCUUAUCGUCGUCCCUUUCGUUCGCGCGGACGAUGACGGAUUCGAUAACACCGUGCAAUCCGAUAAGAUCGUCGAUGAUGCCUCGGAUAAUAUCUUGGGAUCUACGGAGGUGAAUCAUGUCCUCUCCAAGCUUCCCGCCAGCCACCCGCUGCUCGGCGCGCUGCGCAACCCGGCGGAACACUUCGCGCGUUUCAUCCACCGUUUCAACAAGUCGUACGCGGCGGAUCUCCACCAGUACCGCGCGCGCCUGCGCAUCUUCCGCGCUAACCUCCUCCGCGCGGCGCAGAUCCAGCUGCAGGACCCUUCCGCGGAACACGGCGUGACUCCCUUCUCAGAUCUCACCCCAGAGGAAUUCGCCAAGACGCAUCUUGGCCUGCUGCCCGUGGAUUCCGAGCGGUCCGCGCGCAGCGCAUUUCUGGAGAGCCUGAAAGCGGAGGGACGACUGGAGCGGUCUGAGCUGCCGACGGGGGAUCUUCCGGAGCAGUUUGAUUGGCGCGAGAAGGGCGCGGUGACGGGCGUUAAGAAUCAGGUACGUUCGAAUCGGGAAAUUUCUAUUGGGACCUGGUUCAGAGAUAACCAUCGGGGGGAAGAGGGCAUGGGGAUCGGGUUUGGCGCGAGAAGGGAACGGUGGAGGGUGUCAAUCCGUCGGCCCAUCCUGCUGCAUCUCGCUCUUCGCCCUUGUCUCUCCCGCUCCAUCCAGGGCAUGUGCGGUUCGUGCUACGCGUUCAGCGCCGUCGGCGCGUUGGAGGGGGCGCACUACUUGCAACCCCCUCUGUCAAUUCUGACCUCUCCUGCUCCGCCUCCCCUUUCCGCGCUUGCUUGCGCCGCCUCCUUCUUUUCCCACCUCCUCCCCACCCAGGGCAUGUGCGGGUCGUGCUACGCGUUCAGCGCCGUGGGCGCGUUGGAGGGCGCGCACUAUCUGGCCACGGGCGAGCUCAUCAGCCUCAGCGAGCAGCAAAUCGUCGACUGUGACCAUAACUGCGACCCCAAGGAGAAGGAGGCGUGUGAUUCCGGCUGCGGUGGUGGGCUGAUGAACAACGUGUUUCGCUAUAUUCAGAAGGCCGGGGGGCUGCAGACAGAGCAGGAGUAUGGCUACACUGGCAGGGAGGGGCGCUGCCAGUUCGACGCAGGGCGCGUGGCAGCGAGAGUAGAGUCGUUUGUUGAGGUGCCUGAGAAGGACUAUCAGAUGCAGGCACACCUGGUCAAAUACGGCCCGCUGGCAGUUGCUCUCAACGCCGACUGGAUGCAGUCAUACGUGAAAGGCGUCUCCUGCCCUCUCCUCUGCAACCGCCAUGCCCUGAACCACGGUGUGCUCAUGGUGGGGUAUGGGUCACACGGAUUCUCCCCUGCCCGCCUGCGCUACAAGGACUAUUGGGUGAUCAAGAACAGCUGGGGCAGCGCGUGGGGCGAGCAGGGGUAUUAUAAGCUGUGCCGGGGCAAGGACGAGUGUGGGAUCGACUCAUAUGUGUCUGCUGUGGUGGCUGUGAAACCUGCAGCAGGGGUAGCGACUCAGUAA